Zasmidium cellare ATCC 36951 is the source of this 822-nucleotide messenger RNA. RefSeq lists its product as uncharacterized. The transcript is spliced from 3 exons. NCBI's taxonomy places the organism in Eukaryota, Fungi, Ascomycota, Dothideomycetes, Mycosphaerellales, Mycosphaerellaceae. Bases 1 to 822 code for a protein of 273 amino acids. The record is from RefSeq and is a predicted model, not a curated record.
AUGGCCGACCCAGAGACCGAAGUCGUUAUCCCCGAGGACGAGACCGCUGCCGAUGAAGAGAUGGGCGAAGCCGAAGGCGACAAUGGCGCAGCCGAGACGGCACCGGGCGGAUUAGAAGACAUCGAGCCUGAGAUACCCGUGCGCACAACCUUCCUCGACUACCUGCGAUCGCCCAUCAUCGAGCUGAAAGCCGGCCAAGGCGACGAUAUCGCAAACCUCCAUGCUCACCAAGGCCUCCUCACAGCAUCGCCGUUCUUUGCGCGAGAAUGCGAGAACUUCACGGAGAACACACGCAACCGCCGCAUCGACCUGACUGGCGAGGAUCUUGCUGCGACCGCAUCCGUCAUCGAGUACCUCUACAAGGGCGACUACUUCCCCACUCUCACCGGCAACACCAACAUGGAGUACGAUGCGACUGUCCCACAGAACGACAACGACGGUGUUGGCCUUCUGCGCCAUGCCCGCGUCUACACUCUUGCUAAGAAGUUUGAGGUUCCUCAGUUGGCAGCUCUGGCGCACAGGAAGAUUCACCUCACCCAAUCCACUGCCAAGGGCGAGAUCGCAUACGCACGCUUCGUCUACAAGGAGACCAGUCCCGACGACGAGGAUAUCCGCAAGCCAGUCGCCAACUUCUGGGCCACCCGAUCGCAUGUCCUGCGUCACGAAGCCGAGCAAGAGUUCAAGAGGAUGUGUCUCGAGUUCCCACAGUUCGGUUUCGACGUUCUCAGCUUGGUGCUCGAUGCGCAGGAGAAGCGCAGUCAGAGACAAGAUGGUCAGAGCAGUGGUGGUGCGGGCAGGAAGCGACAGAGGACGAUUUUGUAA